ACCAAAUAGCCCGCCUAAAGAUAUCUAGCUCCUUUCUCUUCUAAGCGAAUUGGUCCCUUUCUGCUGAGAUUUUGCGUGUGAAUUCAUACGAAAUCAAUGGCAUGGAGUAAAUAGACAUUAACUAACAACUGAAACCUCAAUCCAUCAUCCCAGGUGGACGCCCAACCGCUUCUCCUUUUAAACCUCAACCCUCAUCAAUUCUCAGCAGCAGGCCCCAACCCAACACGUUUCCAACAAAGAAAAAAAAAACUGUAUUUGGGGUGGCAAGGGUUUUAGUUCUUAAGAUCUUACGUGUUCGUCUUCUCGCUCUGGUCAUCCAGCUUGGGAAAUAAAGCCCCACUCCGCUCUCUGCUCUUUCAGUUUCCGGUUGUCACCAUCCAUCAAUUCUCUCUCUGUCUCUCUCUUUAUUUCGUACGUGGCCGACCUUAAUCUCCACCGUCAGCAAAUUUCAUUUAAUUACUCCCAUCAUCUCAUUAUCGUUCUUCCCUCCCAUUCCUAUCGCUAUUUGACUUAUUUCUUCCCCUGCUCCCAAUUCCGCUUCCCCAACUACUCUGGAGGUUGUUUUAGUUUGUUAGUUGGAGAGAAAGAUGGGGAAUUGCCAAGCGGCGGAGGCGGCGACGGUGGUGAUUCAGCAUCCGGCGGAGAACCGGGUCGACCGAUUUUACUGGUCGGUGAGUGCCCUCGAGGUUAUGAACUCCAAUCCUGGCCAUUACGUGGCGCUGGUGGCGCCGAGUGCCAAGACCGAGUACGCCACGACUCCGGUGAAGCAGCUCAAGCUUCUGAAGCCCAGCGACACCCUUCUCCUCGGCCAGGUUUAUCGACUCAUCAGUUUCGAAGAUGUUCUGAAGGAGUUGUAUGGGAAGAAGAGCGUGAAACUGGGGACGCUUCUGAAAGAGAGAGGCAGAGGGCCGGAAAAAGUAUUGACGGGGCUUGGAGAUGCAUCGGAGAUUGGGAGGAGGAAAAGCUCCGGCGGGUUGAAACUGAAUGUGGACGGUAGCUCUGCUAACACGGAGGAGGUUCACCAACUGCAACUGCAACUGGGGAGGAGCAGCAGCAGCAGCAGACUUGUGAGUGGAAGGCAGCAUGGAGGGCAAGGGCAAUGGAGGCCAGCAUUGCAAAGCAUUUCUGAGAUUGGGACUUAGGCAGAUCUUAAGGACUUGCCCGGCUCGAAUUGAAUAAAAUCACGGCAGUUGUUAGAAGCAUGCAUCAGUGGCCAUUAAUUAGUACAGUGGUUCCCCCUUUUUUUUCCCAGAGACAGCAGAAAAUUAUUAUGAGUAUGAAAGUUAAUUUGGUUGCAUGGAGCUUUGGUGUUCUUGGUGCUCUUCUCUGCCAUAACCUUGCUCAUGUCACUGGACUUUAUGUAUGAAUGACUUGCUUCAAGGUUACUGUCUCAAGUAAGAGUUGGAAGGGAAGGCUAGAUGUUCAAGUAAAGCCGUUUAUUCCAUCAGGUUUUUGUGUCAGUGAAAAGGUUAAUAGUACCAUUACUAAUUUACUUACACAGUUGCACAGCUUGUGGUUGCCGGGGAGCUAAGUUUCGACGGUCCACAGAUGUGAUUUACUAUUCGUCGCUCUAAAAUUUCAAACUUUUCCGUCCUAAAUUGAAAAAAAAGGCAAAAUAUAUUUAUCAUUACAAGAAAACCUAGCUAUAGAGACAAAUAAUUAGAAACAAUUAUUGUAUUUCCCUAUAGCUAAGCUUUAGUGGCAAAAAUAUUAUUUGUCUCGGUAGAUGAAAUUAUUUGUCACUAUUUCUUUAUAUUCUCGUAUAAUUUAUACAAAACAAAUUAAAUUAAUAGCUUUAGAGACAUUUAUUCUAUUUGAGCCUGUAUAAUAUAUAAAUCAUUCAUAUAGAGAUAAAUUUAAUAGUUUUUAGAUGCAAAUACAAAUACUACCUAUAGUUAUGUCAUAGAGUGCAAAUAUAAUCAUCUUUAGAUGCAAAUAAAAAUGCUACUUAUAAUUAUAUCAUAUAGAGACAAAUGUAAUAGUAUCUAGAGACAAAUAAUAGUUCUAACCGCAAUAAAAUAAAUUUAUUAUUUUAUUGAUAUAAAAUAAUAUAUUAUUGACUCAUUUAUGUGUAAAUAAAUAACCCUCGGUAAAAAAAUAAUUCUCCAAAUCUCUUCUCUUCGUCUCUUCUAUUAUUUGUCUUCCCUCUCCUCUCUCUAUUAUCCUUUACCUUAUGAGGAACCCUAAUGGAAAAAGCAUUCAAAAUUUCAAAUCCGAAGAAGGCCACUUCUCCAAUCUCAUCUCCCCACUGCAAUCUGAAUCGAUCGACAACACACACAAUCGCACAGCCCCUUAGCCUCUCAUCUCCACUCUUGAUUUCUAACCCAAUUCCAGCGACAACUUCUCUCCCUGUAUCUUCUCCGAUUCUUUGACCCGAAGAUUUCUAUCUCUAGUGUUACUAUGACAGGACUGGUAAGUUCUUUUUAUCCCUUCGCCAUUCUUGCUCUAUUCGACUCUUUAUGAUUUGUAAAGCUCUGCGAUUGGAUCUUGGAUUUGCGGAUUCCUUUUGGUUUUGACUACUGUGCGAUACGCUCAUCUUUUCGGUGGUAGUAUGUGGAUGGGCUAAAAUCAUAAAAUGGGUUGUGAUUAACUAGUGAGGCUUUUAACUUUUCGGAAUCACAAGUUAUGGCUAAUUCAAUUGCCGUGGGUAUCCUUUUCCUUUUGUAGGCCAGUUAUGUGUGGAAUAUGGACCGAGGUAUAAUUAUACAAUAGACACUUUUUUAGAAAUACACAAAGUAGCCAGAAUUUUGAAAGUUCCAUAAUAAAUAUAGUCAUUUCCGUUACAAAAUUUAACUGUGUUAGAAAUUCCAUGAGUUAGAUUAACGUUAGGUUGACUAAAAUGCCAAAUCAUCACAUACAUCAGCGACAACUCAGCCGUUGAUGCCACGUGUCAAUUUAUAUUUUUCUUUAAUCACAAAAUUGAACUAAAGAAAAAUAAACCUAUCGAUCCCCUUUCAUCUUCUUCCUCUGGGCAGAAGAAGAACCGAUUUUAUGGGCGAACUUGAACCACCGCCUCUCCUCCGACCUCGGCACCCCUCGAGUACAUGCGAAGCUUGAAUUAGGUUGGAGAUUUGAUGAAUGAAAAGGCUUGCUAGUGGGAGUUGAUGCAGAGAAGAAGUCGGGGUAUCUAUUGGCGCUCGAUUCUCCUUUGAUGGUGGCGAGGAUGAGGAAGUGGUAUGCGGAGAGGGCCAGACCAGACCUGGCGGCGCCAUCAUUAACCACACAAGGGUAGGGAGAAGAUGGCAGGACAUCAAUCUACAACUACUCCCGCAACCACAGUUCAACUGUCAAUCGAUAGCGAUGGUGACGGCGGCGGGGAUUUGGGGAUUAUGGUUUUGGUGGUGGCGAUUUGGGAAUUAGAGAUUUGGUCUCCGCUGUAUGCCUUCUCCAUUCCACCCAAAGAAGACGAUCCAUUCGUAGAAUUUCUGGUUCGACUCUAGCACCCCUGAUCCACCUUCCAUUGCCAGAAAGCAUUCUAAAAAUUCUGAUUCGCCUCCUCCCAUUGAUAGAAAGCCUCGACGAAUCCCUGCAUCUUGCGUCCUUGUCGCAAAGUUUGGUCGUUUGGUUUUGGUGAUAGUUAAAUCGAUGUAUUGUAAUCAAUGCAUGCAUAAUAAUAUACAUGUAUAUAAGAAAAUUGGUGUAUUGUAGUUUACAUCGUUUGGUUUAUGUGAUAGUUAUUGUAGUAGUUACAUAAAUUAUAUCACUUUUUGGAUGAAAUGUCACUUUGACCUUUUGUUUUUAAUAUAAAAAAGCAGCACACAUAAAAGGGUAGGGACAUAUUUGGAAGAAGAAGAAAACACAACAAUCUCUAUCAAACAAUCUCAAUGAAAACUUGAGAUUUAACUACCACUCAUUUUGAGUGAUAGUUUGUGUCAAAGCAAACAAACAAUGCAUGUAUUGUUUGCGCAGAAAAUUCAAAAAAAUGAUGCAUUGUGGACAUUGCAUGCAUUGUAACUAUCCCAAGCAAACUAUCACUAAAACCAAACGACCCCUAAUAAGUUAUAUUUAUUUUUUUAAAUUUACAGGAUCAACUUGUGAAGAUGGGGAUGCUGCGGUAGAAGUACAAAACCACUUUAAUCGCUGGUUUCGGUGAUUUGAUAUCCAAUUUUGACUUAUUUUUAAGUAUUUUAACAAACAAGUGUAGUCGCCGGCACUGUCGCAGCCUUUGGCGGCGAUCACCUUCACUAUCACACUCAAGAAGCGUCAGAGGCAACUUAAACAAGCUUGAGAAGUUACAAAUCCUGAACAUCGGUGGGAGAAAAAUGAAAAAGAUCUUCGGCGAAAGGGAGAUAAAGAAACCCAUUUGUUAUUACUUUUUUGUUAUGAAUAAUUAUCCCCUAAAUGGCAGUACAACACCAAUUAAACACAAGGUGGAAGAGAAGAUAUAUCACCACUUUUAUUCUAUACCCUCAAAUACAUAUAAUACAUAUAGUACACUGAUACAAUAGAUGAAAUACAUAUAGAGAAGGGGGAAAGAGCUUGGUGUAUAAUCUCCUUCUACGAAGGUGUCUUUAUAUAGGCACUAGUCCAUGCACAGAUCAGCUCUCUAUUGGUUGGUCUCUAUUGAUUACUCGUGGUUAGGGAAAUGGGUGUUGGAGGAAGGACAUCCACAAAUAUAUAUUUAUAAUACUCCGCCUUGGAUGUCCAUUGAUUAAGAACAUGUCUUGUUAAAACCUUACCAGGAAAAAUCCAUUGGGAUAAAAACCUAGUCGAGGAAAAAGAGUACAUGAUUCUGGUGUUACGCUUUUGGAUAUUGCCUCAUUAAAAACCUUACCAGGAAAACCUAGUGGGAAAAACCUUGGUUAAGGGAAAAAGAGUGCAAUACGUAAAGGCUCUCCCUCAUUAAGAGAUCUAUCAACGGUUUGGAGUUUUCGAACUCCAAUAAAUUUUCACAUGUUGUUGUGGAAUGUAGUACUGUUAUAGGAAAAUCUGUUGGAUAGUCUUUAAUAAACUUUUUGGUUCCACAACUCUCAUGAAGUUCAUUAUUGAAAAACAAACUUCGCUAAAAAUAUUCAUAUAUGUACCUUUUCAGAAGAUACGUGUAGUAUCUCUUUCAUAUAUGAUCAUCUAGAUCAAUCUUUGAGAAAUAUGUAAAAUAAUGGAUAACUUUAUCAAAUAGAUCAUUAUUCUCAUAGUGAUCUUAAUCAUCAAUAUAUCUUACUCAUUCUUAUCAUUUGUGCAUUUUUUAUAUAUUUCUUGAUGCACAUGACUUUCCCUUGCAAAUAUUUGAUUUGCAAUCUAGGGGAUAGUCUUGUUCUUUCAAGUUAUUGAUUUCAAUUACUUUUGAUUACUCUUUUAGAGUUUCAAGUCAUUAAUAACUUCUUAUGUUUGAAUACUCUUCUAAAGUUUCAAACCUAUUUAUACAUUCAAUCUCAACUUGGGAUCAUUGUUCAUAAAUGUGUCGACACCCCAAAGGUGACAAAGAAUUUGUCAACACAUUGUUAUAAGAAGUUUGGUACCUUCAACCAAUGACUCUUUGUCAGAAUACAUGAAACCGUCAUUGGAAGGCAUUCUAGGCAAAUACAUCCUCCUGUCUCGAAUGUAUUAUUCCCUUCUUGUAGGAAAUUCAUCGAGACUGUCAUUUUGGCGAUGCUCUUUCGAUUUGAUUUUGAAGGUUUAAUGAGUUGAAUAAUGUUCCCCAUAAUCUUAAUAUGUUUGAUUCGAGCAAACUAACUCCUUCAGAGAGUUUCAUAUCUAUAUCAUUUGUCAAACACAUGCUUAAUAAGUGCAUUGUAGCAAAAUAGUUUCAUAUCGAUAUCAUUUGUCAAACACAUGCUUAAUAACUGCCAAAAGUUAUAUCCACCAUAUGAAAGUCUACUCACAGUCAAUGCCAACUAUUUUGCGAAGACUUUAUGACAAGUCGAGCAUGAUAUCUCUUAAUUUCUCCCUCUAUGUCGUGUCUUCGUAGAACAUCACAUGAGUUUUACUGGAAUUGCUUCUGUAUAGCUCUUAAGACCUUUUACUGUCUAGGCUAGUUCAUAACUGCCUCAAAUGCGUCGUUACAACUUGGUCUAUAACCUUUUUAAGGGGGUGACCAAUGGAUCUAACUUCACGAUCCUUAUUCAUAUCAUAUUGCGCGCUACAAUAUAUAAAAACAUUAUCGUCAA
Messenger RNA from Linum trigynum, 6107 nucleotides. The record is from the annotation of a GenBank genome assembly. NCBI's taxonomy places the organism in Eukaryota, Viridiplantae, Streptophyta, Magnoliopsida, Malpighiales, Linaceae.